UGCGCAGGCGCACAACUACUGGCCUGAUCAGCUGACUGUGAGUGAGAUGCUAUGCUGAAGGACCAUUGAGACGAAAAGCUGCUGUUGUCUGCGCUAUGUAUGGAAAACUGCGACAAUUUAACUGAAUUACACCGUGUGGACCAAACACUGACGACAUUAAACACGCCGACAGAACAGCAGCUGUUGUUCAAGUCACAAUAGAGCUCUGCCAAUACUCUCUCUCCUACCUCACCCUCAGCGACUUCCUCACGUCAUAGCCUCGGUGAACCAACCUCUUGACCAGCAGCCAUGACAGAAUUCUGGUUGAUCUCCGCUCCGGGGGAGAAGACGUGCCAGCAGACCUGGGACAAGCUGAUGGUGGCCACCACACGCACCAACAACCUGUCUGUUAACAACAAGUUCAACAUCCCCGAUCUGAAGGUCGGAACACUAGACGUCUUAGUGGGUUUGUCGGACGAACUUGCUAAACUUGACACUUUUGUGGAAAGUGUGGUGAAGAAGGUCGCUCAGUACAUGGCCGAUGUUCUGGAGGACAGCCGAGACAAAGUCCAGGAGAACCUGCUUGCUAACGGAGUUGACCUCGUCACCUAUAUCACCAGAUUUCAGUGGGACAUGGCAAAGUAUCCAAUCAAACAGUCACUGAAAAACAUCUCUGAGAUCAUCUCCAAGCAAGCAACUCAGAUCGACAACGACCUGAAGGCCAGAGCCUCAGCCUACAACAACCUGAAGGGAAACCUGCAGAACCUGGAGAGGAAGAAUGCGGGGAGCUUGUUGACCAGGAGUUUGGCUGACAUAGUGAAGAAAGAGGACUUUGUACUGGAUUCGGAGUACCUGAUUACCAUGCUGGUGGUUGUGCCAAAGACAGGCUAUGGAGACUGGCAGAAGACGUAUGAAACCCUGUCAGAAAUGGUGGUGCCACGCUCCACUAAGCUGCUGUUUGAAGACAACGACAGCGGCCUCUUCAGUGUCACUCUCUUCAGGAAGGCUAUAGACGACUUCAAGCACAAGGCCAGAGAAAACAAAUUUACCGUGCGCGAUUUCCAGUACAAUGAGGAGGAGAUGAAGGCGGACAAAGAGGAGAUGACACGUUUGUCCACUGACAAGAAGAAACAGUUUGGGCCUUUGGUGCGAUGGCUGAAAGUGAAUUUCAGCGAAGCCUUCAUCGCCUGGAUUCACAUAAAAGCUCUGCGUGUGUUUGUGGAGUCGGUCUUGAGAUACGGGCUGCCAGUGAACUUCCAGGCCAUGCUUCUGCAGCCCAACAAGAAGAACAUGAAGAAGCUGAGGGAGGUGCUGUACGACCUGUACAAACACCUGGACAGCAGUGCUGCCAUCAUCGAUGCCUCUAUGGACAUCCCAGGGCUGAACCUGAGCCAGCAGGAGUAUUACCCCUAUGUUUACUACAAGAUCGACUGCAACCUGCUGGACUUCAAAGUCUAGAUCGCCAUCGUCAUCAUCAUCCUCAUCAUCAUUAUAAUCAUCAGCUCAAUUUCUUUGAGUGCAGUCUGACUGAUGUGACAUAAUCACAUCCCCAAGCUUUAAUUUAUUAUGACAGUGUUUUGUUUUGUUUUUUCUCCAUCUUUUGUGGUCUCAUCCUCGUUCCCUUGCUGUUACAUUCCUUGCCCAUGUUGAAGAGGUUGUUGAUCUUCUCUUCGACAGCUGGCACGGGCGCUCAUCUUUGUACCACGCUGCUGAGGUGACUCCCUUCCCAGUCUGUUCCCUCCAUUAAUGGUUAGCAUUCCCUCAUGGCAUCAGAGGACAUGUCACGACAUGACAUGUUUUUUUUGUUUUGUUUUUUUAUUUCCUUGGUCACCCUUCUUUAUUUAAAGCAACAAAAACGGUACACGUGAGGGGAAAACGGGGAGAGAAAAAAAUAAAUGUAUGUGAAGUAUAGUAUUUAUUUAAAGCCUCUGAAAUCGGUGUGUUUGCUUUUGGUUUGUGACGUGUUUUUAGCUCCAUGUAAGAGAUGUCUGUUUACAAGUAGAUGUUGACCAUCGUUUCCCCCACCCAAGUAUAUAGAAGCAAUAUGUUCGCUGAUGGUGUGCUCCUAUGAUUUCUGUAUAUUAAGCAGUUUGAGAAAAAUGAUUAUAGGUCUAUGUGCAAAUACUGUAUUGUCAGUAUAACUGAGAAUUGAACCACAUAUUUAAAUAAAUGUGAAAAAUAAAGUCUAUAUGUGAAAUAUA
Acanthopagrus latus (yellowfin seabream) is the source of this 2180-nucleotide messenger RNA. It is a transcript of the gene atp6v1c1b, whose product is annotated as ATPase H+ transporting V1 subunit C1b. Gene Ontology annotation, molecular function: proton-transporting ATPase activity, rotational mechanism. Bases 289 to 1437 code for a protein of 382 amino acids. Gene Ontology annotation, biological process: proton transmembrane transport. The record is from RefSeq and is a predicted model, not a curated record. NCBI's taxonomy places the organism in Eukaryota, Metazoa, Chordata, Actinopteri, Spariformes, Sparidae. The transcript is spliced from 13 exons. Gene Ontology annotation, cellular component: lysosomal membrane; vacuolar proton-transporting V-type ATPase, V1 domain.